This is a messenger RNA of Setaria italica (foxtail millet), 1628 nucleotides long. RefSeq names its product tubby-like F-box protein 9. The coding region runs from base 241 to 1347 and encodes 368 amino acids. The transcript is spliced from 4 exons. Gene Ontology annotation, molecular function: protein binding. The record is from RefSeq and is a predicted model, not a curated record. Lineage: Eukaryota; Viridiplantae; Streptophyta; Magnoliopsida; Poales; Poaceae.
UGCGAGCACCGAGCGAGAGGCGCACGACGAGCAUUUUUCUUUCUCGAUUCCCGGCUCGUUUUUUCCGUCAAUUCUUUUUCUUCGUUCCUUCCCUGUUCUCUCGCUCGCUUCUCUUCGCUGCUUCGUUCCCCCCUUUAUUCCUCCCCCGCUCCGCUCGCGCCAAUCGAUCUCCUUCCCCAUCUCGUCUCGAAGCUGCUAGACGCUUCGGGGGGGCGGAAAUCGGCGCCCGGCCGCCCGACCAUGGUCUCCUGGCGGCGCAGCGCGUCCUGGCUGUCGUCCGCCUCCCGCUCCUCGCUCGGCGGCGCCGUCGGCGGGGAGGCGAAGGUCACGCCGGAGGUGGGUCCGGCGGCCCAGGAGGAGGAGGAGGUCGACGAGGAGCGGUGGUCGCGCCUCCUGCCGGAGCUGCUCACGGAGAUCGUGCGGCGCGUCGACGCCGGUGCCGAGCGGUGGCCGCUGCGGCGGGACGUCGUGGUCUGCGCCUGCGUGUGCCGGCGGUGGAGGGACGCCGCGUUCUCGGUCGUGCGGCCGCCGCUCGAGGGCGGGAGGAUCACCUUCCCGUCGUCGCUCAAGCAGCCUGGACCAAGGGAUGCACCAAUGCACUGCUUUAUCAGGAGGGACAAAAAGAACUCAACCUUUUCCCUUUACCUCAGCUUAACACAGGCCCUAACGGAUAAAGGGAAGUUUCUUUUGGCCGCUCGAAGGUUCAGACAAGGAGCACAUACAGAAUAUAUCAUCUCUUAUGACUAUGAUGAUCUGCACCCAGGAAGCACUUCAUAUGUUGGAAAGUUAAGAUCUGAUUUCCUGGGGACAAAAUUCAUCAUCUAUGAUAGCCAGGCACCAUAUAAUGGUGCUAAACCCUCGAGGAGCCGAUCUAGUCGCCGCUUUACAAGCAAGCAAAUAAGCCCACAGGUUUCAGGAGGCAAUUACGAAGUAGGACAGGUGACAUAUAAGUUUAACUUCCUGAAAUCAAGAGGACCAAGACGAAUGCAGUGCAGUAUCCAGUGCCCUGUAGGUCAGGACACGGCAUCAGAUCCUUCCAAGGAGAAAACACCCGCUCCGUGUUCCUUAGAUCUAAAGAACAAAGCUCCACGAUGGCACGAGCAUCUGCAAUGCUGGUGCUUAAAUUUCCAUGGCCGGGUGACCGUCGCCUCUGUGAAGAACUUCCAGCUCGUCGCCACAGCUGGCUCCGGUGGCCCAUGGGGCGUUGGAGAUGAGGAGACGGUGAUCCUGCAGUUUGGCAAGAUAGAGGAUGAUGCGUUCACGAUGGACUACCGGCAGCCUCUGUCAGCCUUCCAGGCGUUUGCCAUCUGCCUCACCAGCUUUGGCACGAAGCUGGCUUGUGAAUAAGUGACUCUCGGUUUGUUUACCAAUUAUGUGGGGGACCAAAUUGUAGCAGAUAGUCUGAACUAGUUGCCCAGAGCUGGGAGAAAAGGCGAUAAGAAACAGGUGCCCCUAGCUUGACUGUUUCUUGUGAUCGCCUAAUGAUUUGAGUUAUAUGGAUGCACGUCUAUGUUGUUGAAGAGAUGACGAUGGCUUAUUGUUGUAAAUGGCACUCCCUUUCUUGGUGAGGUUACUCAUAAUGCCUUAUUCCGAUCCAAUGUGAUGUUAAACACUUAAACUUACAUUCC